Aspergillus eucalypticola CBS 122712 is the source of this 1569-nucleotide messenger RNA. RefSeq names its product cytochrome P450. The transcript is spliced from 5 exons. Bases 1 to 1569 code for a protein of 522 amino acids. The record is from RefSeq and is a predicted model, not a curated record. Lineage: Eukaryota; Fungi; Ascomycota; Eurotiomycetes; Eurotiales; Aspergillaceae. Gene Ontology annotation, molecular function: oxidoreductase activity, acting on paired donors, with incorporation or reduction of molecular oxygen; iron ion binding; monooxygenase activity.
AUGCGUGGAACACUUGUAGCUGCCAUUCUCAUCCUCCUCUUCGUCCUCUUUACUCCUUCUUUCAUCCGCUCUAAGCAAAUUCCCAAUGCUCCAAUAUUUGGCUAUCGUUCCUUUUUCGAGCCGACUUUUCUCCUGCAGGGCCGCUUCAUCCUGGGUGCUCGACAUAUCAUCCAUGAUGCCUACACUACGAUGAGAGGAAACCCAUUCGUCCUCCGGCGUUGGGACGUGGAUUUCCUGGUCCUACCAAUGAGGUAUCUGGAGGAGGUUCGACUGAUUUCUCCCUCCAAGCUCAGUAGCAAAGGGGCUCAGACUGGGAAUCUAGCCCCCGAGUACACCUCGAUGCAAUUCCUCUACCACUCCAACCUCCACCUCGACGUUCUCAAGAAGAAGCUCAUUCCUGACUUGUAUAACUAUGUGGAUAAGGCCAAGGAGGAAUUGGUGUAUGGGUGGGAGCGCGAUCUGCCGCAUACUGAUGAAUGGACCUUGGUUUCCAUUGAAAAUCACCUGCGCAUGCUCGUGGCCCGCAUGACAGCCAAAGUCUUCAUGGGAGCCCCGACCUGCCGCGACCCGGACUGGCUGCGCAUCUCCAUCGACUUCUCCGUCGAUCUAUUCACCACUGCCUUCACUAUCAAGAUGUUCCCGCCCUGGCUGUACGGAAUCGUUGCGCGGCUGGUGCCCGCCCGCUAUCGCACCUUCCGGCAGCUGAAGACUGGCCGCCAAAUCGUGGGCGAGCUCACACAGCGGCACCGUUUGGCCCAGGAGAAGCGACUGCGCGGAGAAGCAGAGGACGAAGAAGACACUUUACUGAACUGGAUGCUGGAUCAUGGUACUCCCAGUGAGGUCGCGGUGGAUGAGAUGGGCGCUCGUCAGUGCGUCCUGACCCUGGCUAGUAUCCACACCACUGCCUCCAAUGUUUCCAACAUGCUGUAUGACCUCUGCACUUAUCCCGAGUGGUUCGCUGAGCUUCGGGCAGAGGUUCUGGCGAUUGCUGAGGACCUGGGUGGACCCCCCGGGCAGGAAAACCCUCCAAUCAGUGCUAAAGAGUGGUGUACUCGCUUGGACAAGUUGGAUAGUUUCUUCGUAGAAAGCCAGAGGCAUAGUCCUGUUCUUCUCCUCAACCCUCAAAGACUAGCCUAUGAAGAUAUCGCACUAAGAGACGGCACCCUCAUUCCCAAGGGUUCACGGCUCGCCUUCGCCAACUACGAGCACUCGAUGGACCCGGCCGUCUACUCAGACCCACAGGCAUUCGAUCCCAUGCGUAGCUACCGAAAACGCAUGGCCCACCCGGACCAGCGUGACCGGCAUAAGGCCGGCAUGACCCAUCCCGACAACUUGGCCUUUGGCUAUGGGAACCAGGCUUGCGCUGGCCGCCAAUUCGCCGUCGCCGAGAUCAAGCUGAUCAUGGCGCGGUUGUUGUAUGAUUUCGAGUUCGACUUCUCCGCUGAUCAGAGGGCGCGAGGUCGUCCUCAAACACUCCAUGUCAAUGAGAAUUGUUUCACAGAUCAAGGGGCUAAAUUGUUGAUGAGAAAGAGAAGGCCGGAGAGGAUUACAAGCGAGAGGGGCUUGUAG